AUGGUAAAGAUCCUCCCCCCCUUCUUUUACCUGGCUCUCUUGGCACAAGCUGCGGCAAAAGACUUGUGUUUGUCCUCCAUCCAUGUCAUUGACGACUUCCUGCAUGAUGGUGAAGCAUCGACGCUCCUGAAGAAGGUCCAGAUGUCUGAGCCACUCGUGGAAGCUUCUGUUGAGGAGCGUCUCCGUGAAACGCUGGAUGUCCCCCCUGAUGCGGGGCUCGAAGGAUCCGUCAUCCCAGCCAGGAGCGCAAGCGGCAAUGUGUCGGAGCACCAGGACAAUGAUGGCGUAGCAGUGACCAACAGCUCUUCUGCGGUCAUUUAUCUCGAGUCGGCACCAGAUGGUGGAAGCCUUGGCAAGCUGGUCUUCAGGGAGAAGAAGACCUACUGUUCCGAGUCCCAGCUAGAGAUGGAAGUGGAUGCCAUUGCAAAGCGACUCAUUUCAUGGGACAAUGAUGCAUGCCUGCACAGCUUUCACACACAUCAUGAGGGUGCCCGCCACCUGCUUGGACCAAUGACUUUGACCUCCGGAGGCAUCGUCGGCGUGGGUGGACCCACCGUGACGGUGACCACCACCACAACGGCAUCAAUGACGAUGACGGAUACGAGCACGACGACACAGAGUGCCACCAUGACAAGCACAACGACGGGGACAAUGACCUAUACGAGCACAGAGACAACGAGCACGAUGACAACGGUCACGGUGACCACAUCCACAGCGACUAGCAUCACAAUGACGGACACAUCGACUUCCACAGUCGUGACGAGCACCGUCACGGCAACAUUGACCAUGACGGCCACAGCGACACAGGUGCUGCGUAGGGGCGGGGCUCUUCUCAACUGCGAGAAGUUCCGAGAUGCUAACGUGCAGGACCAUGCAGGGCGGACCGCGUUGCACGUUGCAGCAGGCCUCGGCCACACGGCAGUCUGCGCGCUUCUGCUUGCCAGUUCCAAAUUCUCGGCCGCCAACAUGCAGGACUGGCACGGGUGGACAGCCCUGCACUGCGCUGCGUCGCAGGGUCGCCGUGAGGUCUGCAGCUUUCUGCUGGGCAACCCCCGCUUUCGGCUGGUGGCUGCGGUCCAGCAGGAUGGCCUCAAUGCGGUGGCUUUGGCAGAGCAAGCUGGCUCCGUCGCAACGGUGCGCACGCUGGAGCUGCAUCCGGCAUUCGGGGAGGCUCCGUUGCGCGCAGAAAGCUCUUUGCGACUGAAUCUCAGCGGAGUAUUGAAGCGUGCAGUGAAGCUCUGGGUGAUCUGCGACAACGAACUUGGUGCCAAGUGCGAGCUGCAAGUGACUUGUGAAUUCUGCUGGGAGCUGCAUGACUUGGAUGUGAGGGAACGUGCUGGCAUGCAUUUUGCGAGUGCGUGGACUGCCGCUUGGCAGCGCUACCCGGUCCUACUUGCGCCGGAGCCACCCGGCAGUCGCGAAGCUUUCUACCGGCGCAUGAGCUGGGUGAUCGAGCUGACCCGAGGGCUCCACCGGCGAGUCAAAUCUGCAGCCUGCGCGGACACCGGCAAGGCCUCUGUCUUCUAUGUUCCGAGCUUCUUUGCUUUGCUGAUUGCCAUUCACGACGAGGAAAGCCUCCGUUGCCUGGCGGAAGCUUCCGCAGCGCUGACGAGCAGCAGUCUGUAUUGGCGCAACAUCGGCUACGACCACUUCUACAUUCAUGGCAUGGAAUAUCCGGUUGUCACCGAUUUCGACUUCUCGCUUGGGGUGCCGCGGCCACGUGACGAGGCCCACCUUUGGGCAGUCAAAGCCUUCUAUGCCACCACACGGAAUAUGAUGCUCCUUACGACAGGUGAGCUCGAUCAAGGAUCUCUUCCCUCCGCCCUGGCGGCGAACCUUUAUGCGACAAGGCGCUUGGUGAACGUGCCAUUCAUGCUUCGCGAAGACUGCCAUGCUGUUGCGGAGGAUCCCAGUGCUCACAAGCUUUCGUUCGUCGGAUCCGUGCAGGAUCACAACCAUGAGCGGGUUCUUUUUCUGAGGGCGUCGGCGCUGGAGUUCGGAAGCGACCUCACCAAGCAAGCGGAAGGAUUCCUAUGGUCCGUGAAUACUGCGAAGCUCUUUCUCCGAGCCUUGGUCCCACAGGGCUUUGGCGGCACCGUUACCCACGUGUUGAACAACAGCCGACGUGAGCGUUUGGCUCUGCAGCGGCGAAAUCUGAAGAAUCUGUACCGACGCACGAGCAUCUGCGUCGUAGCACCAGGGGACGCCCCAGCACUCGGGCAGCGACUCUCUGACGUCUUGGAAGCAGGUUGCAUUCCUGCUGUGCUGGUUGGCCCUGGCUCCCAGCCGGUGCUUCCACUCCAAGGCAUCGUUCGCUGGGAGGAAUUUGCGAUCAUCGUGCGCUUGGGGGAUGACGUGGCAGGUGCGCGGUGGGCGAUCCGACGCCUUCUGAAAACCUCCGCGGCUGAGCUUGCCCGUCGGCGAGCAGCGCUGCAGAGAUGGCGGCCGCGACUGGCUUUGGCAUUUGGCCCCGCGUGCCACGGCAGGGAGUCGCAGCUGCAUCCUGACGCUGGCGAGCUGGCUGUUCAGGAAGUUCUUGCGGCACAGGCCAUUUGGCGGCAUCAGCUGCCCUUCGGAUCGAUGGAGAUCAACUCUUCCUCUUGCGCUCCGGGUCGCAAAGGCCUUCCGCCUCAGGGCUUGAAGUCCCGCUGCGACCUCGCGCAGCGGCUGCUGCCGCUCUGGGGUUGA
Molecule: messenger RNA, 2688 nt
Organism: Symbiodinium sp. CCMP2592
Lineage: Eukaryota; Dinophyceae; Suessiales; Symbiodiniaceae
Source: the annotation of a GenBank genome assembly